AUGACCCUUCAAGCUAGCACCGAAUCAGCAACGCCUAUUCUCAUCGAAACCGCAAAACAAUCUCCACAAAAACAACAGCUACGCAAGGACAGUGGUCAAGAAAAGAAAAAAAAGAAAUGGCUCCAAAUACGUGAUGCAUUGAAAUUGGCUCAUUUCAAAAUCGCCUUUCCAGAGGCUACGAAUAUUUUCUCACCAGGUAAAUUGCAACGAAGUCACUCACGUUCUCUUGUUUUGACCUCAUAG
Molecule: messenger RNA, 243 nt
Organism: Anisakis simplex (herring worm)
Lineage: Eukaryota; Metazoa; Nematoda; Chromadorea; Rhabditida; Anisakidae
Source: the annotation of a GenBank genome assembly